CCCAAAGCGCUUGUGGAAUAACUGCACAAACAAACGUGCAUAAUGGGAGGCUGCACCCGCCAGGCAAUAACCACGAAGCUCUCCGUAUAAGCCGGCCCCGAUAGACCACAUCCAUUCUCGCACAAGAACAAACCCGAUUUCGCAUCUCUUUUUCUAGCACUACAUCAUGGCGGAGCAGCCAAUUGUUCUCGAUCAGGGUACUGGUUUCGUCAAGAUCGGUCGGGGAGGCACGAAUUUCCCGGAUCAUACCUUUCCUUCCAUCGUCGGUCGUCCGAUUCUGCGAGCGGAGGAGCGGACUGGAAAUGUGGAGAUUAAGGAUAUCAUGGCUGGUGAUGAAGCGAGCGCCGUGCGCACGAUGCUUCAGAUCUCGUAUCCUAUGGAGAACGGAAUCAUCAAGAACUGGGAGGACAUGACCCAUCUCUGGGACUACGCAUUCUACGAGAGAAUGCAGAUCGAUCCGACCGGUCGCAAGAUCCUCUUGACCGAGCCUCCUAUGAAUCCACUGAGCAACAGAGAAAAAAUGGUCGACACCAUGCUCGAGAAAUACAACUUUGGUGGUGUCUACGUUGCGAUCCAGGCCGUGCUCGCUCUCUACGCCCAAGGUCUUUCCUCGGGCGUCGUCGUCGACUCUGGCGAUGGUGUCACUCACAUUGUCCCGGUCUAUGAAUCGACUGUUCUCAACCACCUCACGCGCCGUCUCGAUGUCGCCGGCCGCGACGUCACUCGCCAGCUGAUCAACCUUCUUUUGAGACGCGGGUAUGCAUUCAACCGAACGGCUGAUUUCGAGACCGUCAGACAGAUCAAAGAGAAGCUUUGCUACGUCAGCUACGAUCUCGAGCUCGAUACCAAGCUCUCGGACGAGACUACCGUUCUCGUUGAGUCUUACACUCUUCCCGAUGGACGCACCAUCAAGAUCGGAUCCGAGCGCUUCGAGGCUCCCGAGUGCUUAUUCCAGCCACAUCUCGUUGAUGUCGAACAGCCUGGAAUCGCAGAGUUCCUCUUCAACACCAUCCAAGCUGCCGACGUCGAUGUGCGAUCAAGUCUGUACAAGGCCAUCGUCCUGUCCGGUGGAUCUAGCAUGUACCCUGGCUUGCCCAGUCGCUUGGAGAAGGAGUUAAAGCAGCUGUGGUUGACGCGGGUGCUGAAUGGCGAUCCGACACGGUUGAGCAAAUUCAAAGUCAGAAUCGAAGAUCCUCCACGACGCCGUCAUAUGGUCUUCUUGGGAGGUGCUGUGCUUGCCAACAUUAUGGCGGACAAGGAGCAUAUGUGGAUCACCAAACAAGAGUGGGAAGAGCAAGGUCCUCGCGUGCUCGACAAGCUGGGACCAAGAUAGACAAAGCAUCAAAGAAAAAGCAUCUUCGCUAGUACUAAAGCUUCACCUGUCUCUUUGUUCAGUAGUGUUUGAUGUGAGAUUCGCAUGAGAUUUGAUUGAAACCGUGUCUGAUAUCGUCGUCGUCGUUUGUUUGGAAUUAGAUUAUAUUAUGCCGGUGUAUUGUAUGUUUGCGUCAACAAUUUGCGUAUGUGUUCUUAUUUGACCUACUUUGUGCGUGCUCUUGCCAUGUGCAAGUUUGAUGUAGACAAGCACUACAACACGAACACAGAUGAUUUCAGUUCAUCAUACAUACAUACUCUCAGCCAACGAACGAUAAAUAACAAAGAACCCAACC
Molecule: messenger RNA, 1667 nt
Organism: Myxozyma melibiosi
Lineage: Eukaryota; Fungi; Ascomycota; Lipomycetes; Lipomycetales; Lipomycetaceae
Product: actin family
Exons: 7
Coding region: 167-1333 (388 amino acids)
Biological process (GO): Arp2/3 complex-mediated actin nucleation
Cellular component (GO): Arp2/3 protein complex; actin cortical patch
Molecular function (GO): actin filament binding
Source: RefSeq, a predicted model, not a curated record